This is a messenger RNA of Ceratitis capitata (Mediterranean fruit fly), 1831 nucleotides long. RefSeq names its product sulfide:quinone oxidoreductase, mitochondrial (gene Sqor). The record is from RefSeq and is a predicted model, not a curated record. Gene Ontology annotation, cellular component: mitochondrion. Gene Ontology annotation, molecular function: sulfide:quinone oxidoreductase activity; FAD binding. Bases 140 to 1498 code for a protein of 452 amino acids. NCBI's taxonomy places the organism in Eukaryota, Metazoa, Arthropoda, Insecta, Diptera, Tephritidae. The transcript is spliced from 7 exons.
GGGAGAAUAGUGAUGUGUGUGAUAUUGUCGAAGAAGGAAGGAACAAGUGCCAACUAAAAUAACAUAUUUUCUGCAGUGAUUUCAUAAUUAAAUAAGUUACUAUUCAAAAUAUUAAUUUAGUAAAUAAAGGUAGAUAAAAAUGUUGAAAACAAUCUCAACUAAAGUGCCAGCAAUGGCUGGACGUUAUGUGGGCAGUGUUGGAGAUAUUGCCAAUCGAACUUUGGUGACCAGUCAAGCGUUGAGAGAUAAACAUGAAUGUCAAGUACUCAUUGUCGGUGGCGGUUCCGGUGGCUGUGCGUUGGCCGCAAAAUUAUCCUCGAAAUUAGGCAAAAAAAAAGUGACUGUUGUGGAGCCGGCUGAGGAGCACUACUAUCAACCAAUGUUUACGCUAAUUGGCGGUGGCAUGAAACGCUUGGAGCAAUCUUAUAAACCAAUGGCUGAGGUUUUACCGAAAAAUAUUAAUUGGAUUAAAUCAUCAGCUGUGGAAUUUGAUCCGAAAAAUAACAGUGUCAAAACGGCUCACGGUACAAAUAUUAAAUAUGAUAUGCUACUGCUGGCAACCGGUUUGCAAUUGAACUAUGAUAAGAUACCUGGCUUAAUUGAGGCACUCUCCAUACCAAAUGGCAAAGUUUGCUCGAAUUACUCACCGAAGUAUGUGGAUCGUACCUAUGCAUGCCUGCAAAAUAUACAGGAAGGCAAUGCCAUCUUCACCUUUCCGGCAUCGCCCGUAAAAUGCCCCGGAGCGCCACAGAAGAUAGUGUACAUAGCUGAGCACUAUUUCCGUAAGUUGAAUAAACGUGAUAAAAUAAAAAUUACAUACAACACAUCGCUGCCGGUAAUUUUCGGUGUCAAACAUUACGCCGAUGCGCUGUGGAAAGUUGUCAAAAAGCGUAAUAUCAAUGUGAAUCUGCGUAGAAACUUAAUUGAAGUGCGACCCCGCGACGAUAUUGCAGUAUUCCAGGACUUGGACAAACCGGAGCAGAUAUUCGAGGAGAAAUACGCCAUGUUGCACGUCACACCACCAAUGAGCGCACCAACAGUGCUGGCUCAAUGCAAGGAAUUGGUAAAUGACACCGGCUUUGUUGAUGUGGACAAAACAACAUUGCAACAUUUGAAAUAUAAAAAUGUUUUCGCCAUUGGCGACUGCUCGGCAUCUCCAAACUCCAAGACAGCCGCUUCAGCGGCAGCUCAGUCGCCGGUAGUGUAUCGUAAUAUGAUUGCCGCCAUUAAGGGUAAAGAGUUGAAGAGCAGUUAUGAUGGUUACGCCUCAUGUCCGCUGGUUACCGGCUACAGCAGCUGCAUAUUGGCGGAGUUCGAUUAUGAUUUGAAACCACUGGAGACAUUUCCAAUUGCGCAGAAUAAGGAACGCUAUUCUAUGUUCUUUUUGAAGAAGGCCUUGAUGCCCACACUUUAUUGGAAACUCAUGAUGAAUGGCUAUUGGAAUGGGCCGGCACUGAUGCGUAACGCUUUGUCCUUGUUGAAAUUCGGUAAAAAGUGAAAAUUCUACAAAAAAAAGGAUUAAUAAUAUCAAGGCUAAUAAAUGUAUUUGUGAGGAGAUAACUGCAAUGAAUGAUUAAUUUUUUUUCCAGCAACGCAAAUGUGUACGCGCUGCAGUUUCAAUUACUUGAAGGGGCCGAAUUCAGCGUUUGCUCUCUAAAAGAGGCAAUGAAACUGCUCAAGUAUCGCUUUUCCCAGAUAUUCUAUUGUAAGGAGACUGCCGCAUUCAUUUUUGUAAAUUUUUUUUUUAAUAAAAAUUGCCAAACUUUCUUCUUACAUUACUAAGCAAAGCCAAUUUUUGUAAUUUAAAUAUAAAUAAAUACAUAUACAUACA